This is a messenger RNA of Protobothrops mucrosquamatus (brown spotted pit viper), 423 nucleotides long. Its product is annotated as avidin-related protein 1-like. The coding region runs from base 1 to 423 and encodes 140 amino acids. Lineage: Eukaryota; Metazoa; Chordata; Lepidosauria; Squamata; Viperidae. The record is from RefSeq and is a predicted model, not a curated record. The transcript is spliced from 3 exons. Gene Ontology annotation, molecular function: biotin binding.
AUGGCGAUUGGCCUGGCAGCUCUGGGGCUCCUCGCUUUCCUGCUCGGUUGCUCCGGAACCUUUACCGAACCCCAAAACUCGGAGUCAGCCGACCAGUGCUCCCUGACCGGCACCUGGAAGGAUGACCGUGGCCUCAGAAUGGAGAUCUUCAGCGUCACUGACACGGGGCUGUUCAGCGGCCUCUUCUACAUAAUACCAUAUAAUAGACCCAGAUGCACCAUUCCACCCCCGCUGCAGGGCAUCCAGCACGAGGGGCGCCAGCCCAUCUUUGCCUUCACCUUCAGAGGGAACUUCCAUGGACCCAUCGCCCUCUAUGUGGGCCAAUGUCUGGUGGACGAGAACGGAAAGGAACAGCUGAGGACAACCUGGGUGCGGCGUAGCUCGUUGGAAAUCCCAGAAAAGUAUUGGGAGGCGACCCGGUAA